Messenger RNA from Anoplopoma fimbria (sablefish), 5159 nucleotides. RefSeq names its product LON peptidase N-terminal domain and ring finger 1, like (gene lonrf1). The record is from RefSeq and is a predicted model, not a curated record. NCBI's taxonomy places the organism in Eukaryota, Metazoa, Chordata, Actinopteri, Perciformes, Anoplopomatidae. The transcript is spliced from 12 exons. Bases 1193 to 3448 code for a protein of 751 amino acids. Gene Ontology annotation, molecular function: protein binding.
AGUAUGCCUGGUUUAAGGUUACAAUUAACAGCAAACCAAAUUUAUACACGAAUUUGACAUAUUUGAUCAACAUAGCGUUUGCAGAAGACAUUUUUAUGCUUCUUUUGUUGUUUUUGUUAUUUUGCUAUAUACUUUUUUCUUCUUCUGCUGCUCAUUAGACAGCUGUAAUUAAAGUUCAUCUUUUCAUGCCUUGUUCAUAGGAAAUUAUCAGACAUGUUUUCAACAGAAGUGACCUAGAGCAUAUUAUCUGUUUCCUUAAGACCAGAGCUUUUUGUUCAUUAAUGGACUGCUUUAUUCAAGUCAAAUUUAUCAAAUGUUUUUCAAAAAGGGAUAUUUCAUGAUUUUUUUUAUUUUAUAUCCUUAACCUGCUGAUGGAUCAUUUAAAAGGUCUGCAACCACAUCAAGGUACCACUAUAUUCUUAGAAGGUCAAUUGCUUUUGCUUUUCUGAUUUCCUAAUUGCACAUUACUAUCCUAAGCUUCUAUGUUGCACAAAGCAACUCGGUGGUUAUGGCCCAGCAAUAUUUCAUUCCUCCAGAAGAUGACAGGUGAUGGAAUAAGCAUCUCUUGUGGCUGAGCUGUACUGGGUUAGGGGGAAGGAGGAUUGGAUGGUCUUCUGCCAAGAGGCAGAAAAUAAAUGCUAAACUUGAAAAAACAAUCUGCCAUUUUCAACCAAUGGUUAGACGAAAAAAAAAAAAUAAUAAUUACAUAAAGUCGAAACUUGGUUGUUAUAAAAUCCUGUUACACAACCAGUUAUGAAAGGGUUCUCAGGGUAAGUUUAAUGACAGCUCCUUAUUGAUAAAUAGGACUAUAUCACUCAGGGUAUACAUUACUGUUUUUGUCUUAUAUUGGCCUGCUGGUCCAGCCAGGGGAUCAGAACCAGAGGACUCUGGGACGAAGGGGUGCGCUGUAAGCUGGCCCAGUUGCAACUAACUCCACUACGCUCUUUCCGUAGUUAUGAAACUUCCGAUCUCAGGUUUUGUAAUCGAGCCUUGUCGACCAAUCAGAGCUCGAGUCUGCUGUCCACGUGACGGUGUUUUUUUAUGUAACAAACGCGUGUCUAUGGGAAAGUCUGGUCCUCCACACUGCGAAGGACCGGGGCAGCUGUAGCAAUGAAUAGACACGUCAACAGAGGAAACCCUAAACACACUACAUAACGGUUUGGGGUUUUUUUGUCUUCAUUCUGACGCUACAAUGUCGCUCCAGUCGCAAGUGGAGGAGGCGCAGGAGGCCAGAAGCGCCUUCUUCAUCGGCGUCUCCGAGGAGGAGGAGGACCACCAUCUCCUCAUACUGCAGAGAGCCAACGCGCUGGCGUCGGAAAACUGCCUGAAGGAAGCCAUUGAUUUAUUCUCAGUGGCUCUGCGCUACGGUCCGGUUCAGCCCGAGCAGCUGAGCACCCUGGUGGACUGCAUCCUCCGCAACUUCAAGAGGAAAGCCGCCGCCGGGCCGGACGCGCUCUCCUCUCGGCGGCGGCGGCGGAGUCGGGACGCGCAGGAGAGCCGCGGCGGGGAGGACGUGUUUGACUGCCCGAGCUGUCGCAGCUUCCUGGGCGAGCCGGUGACUUUAGCCUGCGGACACUCGUACUGUAAAAGAUGUUUACAACGACAGCUGCUCUCCAAGUGCAAGCGGUGCAGCGGAGCCGUAGCAGGAGGAGGAGGACGAGGAGGAGGCUCGGAGCAGAAAGUGACCGUCAUCCUGUGCGCACUCCUGGAGAAAUGGUUCCCCGGCGAGCUGAAGAGGUCCAAGACGCUGUGCGAGGUGGACGAGCUGUGCAGGAGCAGACGCUACCACGAAGCGGUGUCGUUAGCGACCGAGGCCAUUCAGCGUGAUCCAGACACAACGGCCGUGGCCCGACUGUCUCGGGCGGAGGCAUACAUGGCUCUCAAACUCUACCAUUUGGCUCUGGAGGACACAGAGUUUGGUCCCUGGUCCAGCUGUUCUGGCGAAGCUUUGUUUAGGAAAGCUAUGGUGCUGCAGGAGAUGGGCCAGGUGGACGAGUCUCUCCAAGUCUUCCUCCACUGUCUGGCUGUAGACGAGGACUUCCCCGGUGCUAAGAGACAAGUGGAAAAGAUCCUGUGCGACUUGCUCUCCCCCGCUGAUGAGAAUGUCAAGGUCGGCCUGAGGGAAACGACACAGAACACGUCACCUCGCUUGCGUAAUAAAACCCUGGUGGCCGACGCCGAAGCUCAACCAUCGAGCCCGGUCCAAAGACAACACCAGGUCCGUGCCGCCUCAGCACACAACCAUCUGGAAAGCCUUGAGAAACGCUGGGAAAGCCUGGAGCGGCCUGGUCUUAGCAGAGCUCGUUCGCUACGGGCGCACGGCUCUAUUUGUGGCGAGGAGGGGCUGAAGAGAGUUUGCUCUGCCCCUCAGCUGGGGGACCAGGACAAGGGGAGCCUGCUGAAGAGGAAGCUGUCAGUGUCAGACGCAGAACACUGUGUUGUUGACAGUGGAAGUAACAAGCUUAAAAAACAAGGUGUGGCGAAAGGCUCCAAACAAAAGGCCGUCAAAGCUAAGACCUGCAGAAGAGUUCCUAAGGACCUGUUGGACCCCAGUGACUUGGAGUGCUCUCUCUGCAUGAGGUUGUUCUAUGAGCCUGUGACAACCCCAUGUGGCCACACCUUCUGUAAAAGCUGUUUGGAGCGCUGCUUGGAUCAUAUGCCCCAAUGUCCCCUCUGUAAAGAGAGCCUGAAAGAGUAUCUAGCAUGUAGGAAUUACGUGGUGACAACUGUCCUGGAAAUGCUGAUCAAACAGUAUUUGAGUCAGGAGUAUGCAGAGAGGACUAAAACUCACCUGGAGGAGACCAGAGAGCUUUCUGAUCUGAAGAAUGUGCCUAUCUUUGUGUGUACCAUGGCCUACCCCACCGUGCCUUGCCCCCUGCAUGUCUUCGAACCACGUUACCGCCUCAUGAUUCGCCGCUGCAUGGACACGGGCAUGCGGCAGUUUGGGAUGUGCAUUAAUGAUCCGCAGAAAGGGUUUGUAGAUCAUGGCUGCAUGCUGACAAUCAGGAGUGUCCAUUUCCUCCCUGACGGGCGAUCAGUAGUGGACACCAUCGGAGGAAAACGCUUCCGGGUCCUGUCCCGAGGAAUGAAGGAUGGCUACAGUAUCGCUGACAUUGAGCACUUGGGUGACACAAGGGUUGAGGGCAGUGAUGAGCUACAGAGACUACAAGAGCUGCAUGAUGCCGUGUAUGAGCAGGCCCGCGACUGGUUCCAGAACCUCAAGAUCCACUUCCACAACCAGAUCCUGCAGCACUUUGGACCAAUGCCAGAACGAGAAGCUGACAUCCAGGCGACUCCUAAUGGUCCGGCGUGCUGCUGGUGGCUGCUGGCCGUCCUGCCUAUCGACCCACGAUACCAGCUCUCUGUGCUCUCCAUGACCAGCCUCAAAGAACGCCUGGUGAAGAUCCACCACAUCCUCACGUAUCUGCAGAGCAUCCCCAACAACUAGAGCUUCCCAUUCUCAUCACCACAAACAUCCUUUGGAUUUAAAUGACAUUCAAGCAACCCUGUAUCAACAUCAACACCAACCAUCUGCCGUUUGAUCAUUCAACUCUUCAUAAACUAAAAAAAGCUUACACGAGAUAAAAGCAAAGUUGAAACAUCCUUGAACUGUGGAUCACUGAAACCAGAGAUGUGGUCAAACCACCUCAGGGAUAUUUCCACUGAUGCAUUAUUACUUUUUUGUGACUCAAACUAUUAAAGAAAUAAUAGAAAUAUGACAGCAGCUAUUCUCAUCCGCUAUCCUUCUUAAUGCUGUUCAUUUUCAUGAGGACAACCAUGAAUGAACUCGUUGAAAUGAGAAGAGCAGCUCCUAUUCCACUUGGUUGAUCUUUUGUUGAUACUGUUGAAUGUGACGACAGAGAGAAGUUUAUCUAACAAUCGACCUUCAGUGUACCUUCUUGAAGGACAGCACAUUCAGCGCUGAGGUGAAGAGAGUAUUAUAGUUUGUGUUAAAUCAUCUCUGUUGAGACCUUUUGAAAGGGAUGAGGGUUUUUUUUGUUUUGUUUUGGCUGCUGGCUCUAAGGUUUAUGUUAAUAUGGAGGAGGAGGUGAGGUGAUUCUGUGAAACUAAAUCCUAAAUGCUGAAAGUCCCCAAAAAAGUGAUUACAGGAUGUGGUUUAGAUGAACCAUAGAAAAGAGAUUUGUGCAAAACCAAGUGCAACUUAAGGCCGGCAUUCGUGUACCAAACACUCAUGAAAGUAUUAAUCUAUAUCUUCCGAGCAUCUUGUUCUUUCUAACUCACUUCUCCCACAUGCUUACCAUGCACAUCUUCCAUCGCUGCCUCUUGUUAGCGGCAGGGACUCGCCUGUUGAACGAAUGAGCCUAUCUUUGUUUCUUCCCAUCGUUUUCCACUUUGAGUUUCUUCCAAGUUGUCACGCAAACAUCAGCCAUUUUAUCCCCUCCUGACAUCAGGUCGGAGGAACGCUCACAUCACUGGAAUCUCAUCUAGAUUCUCAGCUUUUGAAAUGCUUUUCUUCCUCUCACAACUAACCUUAAGUCGCACACACUUCCAAAACGUUUGUUUUAUAUUGACCUUUGGAGAUGUCUGGUUGUCUGGUCAGGAUUAAGUGUUGAAGUGUUCAGUGGUUCUGUUCAUGUAUUAUUUCUCUCUCCUCUGAACCAAAAGAUUCAGCUACACAAUACAUAAAGUUCUAUUUAAUUAAUUUAUAAGUAAGAAUACUAUUUGUACAUUCUUCCCACAUGUUUGUAUGACAAAUGUUAUGGGGUCUUGCAAUAUUAUGACAAAUCAAAACAAGACAAAAACAGGUAUGAUUACAACUGAUGGGUAAACGUUAUUCUGUAUUCACAGCUGAUCCUUUUCUACUUGGAGGACAGAGGACUUUACUAGCAGUGCUUCAGUCAGGACUGCAUUUGCCUUACACCAUUUUGCAUUGUGAUUUAAAUGACACGAUACGUUGGCUUUAUUACCAUUCCUUUUUGCCAUAGUGAGAAGUAUGUUUUAAUUGUACUUUUGUUCUCUACGUUGGUUUAAGGCGCCAUUAGUUCACAAUGUGUAUAAAUAAAUCUUAAAGAAACACAAUUAAAGUCAAGUCUGUUAUAUUUAAAUCAUCUGUUAAAGUGCUCUUUGGACAGAUCUUGCUUUUUGGUCGGAUGUUUAAGUUAUCGAUUUUCAUUAAUAAAUGCACUUCUUUUUCCAAC